Messenger RNA from Entamoeba dispar SAW760, 2418 nucleotides. RefSeq lists its product as uncharacterized. The transcript has a single exon. The coding region runs from base 1 to 2418 and encodes 805 amino acids. The record is from RefSeq and is a predicted model, not a curated record. Gene Ontology annotation, molecular function: chromatin binding. Lineage: Eukaryota; Evosea; Mastigamoebida; Endamoebidae. Gene Ontology annotation, cellular component: cohesin complex; chromatin; nucleus. Gene Ontology annotation, biological process: sister chromatid cohesion.
AUGUCAAGUGAAGCCAAAGAAGAAUCUAAAGAAGUGACAUUUACAUUAGAAGAUAUGUACAAAGACCUUAUCAGCGUUUCUAAAUGGAGUGAUACAGUAAGAAGAGUUUCAGAUAAUUUUAAAGAAAAUUAUCAAAUAAUUAUUGAAUUAACUCUUGGAGUUAUUGGACUUCCUAUUGACAAAACAGAAAAUAUUUUUACAGAUGAAUAUCUUGAAGAAAAGAGGUUUAAAGAUAUUGGGGAUAGAAUUGACAAUGACGAUUUAGUUACAAAUAAUUUAAAUGUUACACAAAUAUUAAAAAGAUUAUGGAAAGGAGUUUGGAAAGUUGUUUGUGGCAUUAUUAAAGAAGGGUCAAUAGAAGAAAGAAAAGAAUAUGGAAAAAGCAUUAAAUUAAUACAUGAAAUACUUGCUGGAUUAAGUCCAAAUGAAAUUAGAAAUAUACGAUAUGGAAUAAUAACUAUUACUCAAGUAAUAUAUGAAAAUUAUAUUAUCACACAAAAAGAAUUAGAAAAUCAAUUAACAAUUAUUAAAAAAGGAAGAAAAAAAGAUAAAAAACAAGAGAUAGAAAGAAUAGAAAAAGCACAAAUUCAUUUAGAAAAGUUAUUAAAUCAUUUAAGGAAAGUUAUUUUAUUACCACGAGUUUAUGAUGUCUCAAGAGAUAUAAGAAGAAUAGUAUGUGAGACUAUAUUAAAUAGUUUUGAAGAUGAGUAUGAAGAGAAAAAGAAAAUUAUUGAUAAUUUAUUAUAUGAUGAUGACCCCACUGUUAGAAAGAGUGUUAUUAAACAAAUAUAUGAAGAAUUUAAUAAUAAUAAUAGUCCAUCAGAUAUAUACAUUGAAAUGGGAAAAAGUUUAAAAGAAAGGAUAAUAGAAAUGAGACUAGAUGAAGAUAUUGAAGUAAGUAAAAUAAGUAUUGAAUUAUGUAGUAAAUUAGAUGAAUGGGGAUUAAUCAAAGAAAAAGAAAGAAAAGAAAUGUAUAGAAUGCUAUGUGAUAAAAAUGCAAAAAUUAGAAAAGAGGCAGCGAUAUAUAUUGCGUCAUUCCUUGAGAGACAUGUCGAUAAAUUUAUAAAAGGAGAAAGGAAAUUUGUAAUAAAAGAUAAAAAAAAAUUAAAAAUAGUAAUUAUUAUUAGAUUAAUUAUUGAAAUUGUGGAAAAAGAAACAGACCUUCCAAAUUUUAGUUAUUUUUCAUUAGAAUAUCUUAUUCCAGAAUUUGAAGAGUUCAAUGAAAAUAUUGAGUUACUAAUUAAAUUUAUUACUGGAAGUGAGUCAUUGGCAUUAUUUGAUAAAGAAGAUUCAGCUCUUUAUGAAGGACAUGAAAAUGUAUUAUUUGGAAUAUUAUAUAGUAUGGUAAUGAGAGGUGCAAGAAGACAAUUAACUGGAGAUGAAGUAAUGGUAAAAUUAAGUGCAAGCGAUAAAAAGAAAGAGAUUGACAAUUUCUUAGAAGUUAGUGAAGCAAUUUGUCAUCAUUUAAAAGAAAUGUAUGAAGUAUCAACAAAAGAAGAGAAUAAUAUAAACUGGUUAUUAAGAAUAUGUAAAUAUAUUGAAAAAGAAUCACUAAAAACAGAAGGUAAUUUAAAUAAUUUAAAGGAGUUUUUAAAAGAAGUAAGUAUUAAUAUUAGAGAAAGUGGAUAUGAUAUGAUUUAUAAUUAUUUUGAAUUAUUAAGUGAAAUGAAUACAACUCAACAUCCAGAAAUUCAACAAAUUAUAUCUGGAAUUAUUCAAGAAGAUUGUAGAAUUAUUUGUAAUAGUAUUUUAGAUGAUGAAAUGGAUGAUGAAUCAGUUAAUAUAGAUGGGCUAAAAGGGUUAAUAAUAUUAUAUCAUUAUAUUAAAGUAGAUCCAUUACCAUUGCUAAGAGAAAGAAUUAUUAAAUUAAAAAAUAGGAUUGAAGGAAUACAAGAAAUUACAGAAGAGAGUUUAAUAAUUUUACAUAUAUUAAAUUAUUUGUUAUUAUGGAAUAAAAUUAAUAAUGAAAUUAAUAAUUCAUUUGGAUAUAUUGAAUUAUUUGACUUAUUAUACUCAAUUUCAAAAAUAAAUAAUAAAGAUGAACAAAAACUAUUUGAAUUAUUUGGUAUUCAAUGUGAAUUUUACUUCUUAUUUAAUAAUGAAAUUGGAGAAAAUAAAGGAAAAAUGGAAUCUAUUAUUGAUGAUCUUGCUGUUGAAUGCAACCAAAAGAAAUUAUUUAAAGAACCUUUAUUAGAAGUUGAUUAUUUAUUUAAUGAAUGGCCAUUAGAAUGUCUUGCAUCUGUUCUUUCAGUUGUUCAAAUGAACAAAAAAGUUAUUCUUGAUUUAACUCAAAUAGUUGGAAAGAUGAAUCAUGAAAUAACAAACAAAUUAAAGAAAUUGUUAUUAAAACAACAACAACAAAUAAAUCAAGAAAGUACUGUUGUUAUGGAAAUGGAAACAGAUUCAAUAGAAGAUUAA